Messenger RNA from Fusarium coffeatum, 501 nucleotides. RefSeq lists its product as uncharacterized. The coding region runs from base 1 to 501 and encodes 166 amino acids. The transcript has 2 exons. Lineage: Eukaryota; Fungi; Ascomycota; Sordariomycetes; Hypocreales; Nectriaceae. The record is from RefSeq and is a predicted model, not a curated record.
AUGAAGUUCUUCUGGUCGCUCGCCCUCUUUGCCGCUGCUGCUGCUGCUCAGUCCACUACCGACUCAGGUGCUGUUGCCCCCUCCGCCUCUGGCGAGUGUGACGCCGAUUACAUCGUCAAGCGAUGCCUCGAGACCGAGAACGCCAAGGUUGAGGACUGCAAGGCCAAUGACUGGGACUGCCUUUGCCCUGCUUAUGAGGCUGUUGCUACCUGCUUCAACAACUGUCCCGAUGACCCUCGCGCCAGCUCUGCCAAGACUCAGGUUCAAAUCAACUGCCAGAACCAGUCUCUCUACGGAACUGCCACCAAGGCCACAAAGACCAACUCUGCCACAGCUACUGCCUCGGACGCCUCCGCUACUGAGUCCGAUGAUGCUGAGGAGACCGGCACAGCGACUGAGUCUGCCGCCGCCGCUGAGAACACCAACAACGCUGCUGACAAGGCUCGCAACACUGCUGGUGUCCUCCUCGCCGUCGCUGGUGUUGUUGCUGCUAUCCUAUAA